UAAAGAGACUACGCCGAAAAGAAAAUCAAUGAGUGAACCUGUAAGAAAAAAAUGCUGUUAUGUUUUAUUAAAAACAAUUUUAUUACUUUAGGAAUGUACAGUUUUAGACUUAUGCCCGUCAGCUAUGAAAUAAGCCUAUUACGUUUGAAUUUAGUGCAUUUUAACAGCGGUUUUAGUGCCUAAAAACACCUUUAAAUUUGGCGAGUUUUUGUUGAUCUUCCUUUGCUCCCGCUUCGCAGUGAUGACGUCAGCGCUGACGCGUUCAUUCCGCGUCGAGUCUUCAGAGCUGAGUUUCUGCAUUGAGUUCACCUCUAUCUGUGUGUCUGCUGACCAGAACAAUACAGCAGGCAGAGAGGAGCUCUGAGAGGACAAUAUGAGCUUAGUGUUAGUUUUUCUGUGUUUUUAUUUGUAAUUUCACAACAUAUAAUCUGAGUAUUUGAGUUUUACUUUGUUAGUGUGCAAGAGUUUAUCAACGUUUGUAUGAGGAACAUCUCAAAGUAUCUGAAAGGAGACUUCAGGAUGUGAGUGAUGAGUUUAAUGAAUGUUUAUAGUCUGAGGCUCAUCAAUAUUCAGAUUUUUAGAUGUAAGUUAAUGUCACCUGACUUGAGCAAAUCACAUAUUGUAUCACAAGAUAUAACAUCAUAAUGUUUAUUUCUUCAAACAGUGUAAAUGAAUCAGAUUUCUCUGUUCUCCUGAAGCCCCAUCAGUGAAAGACAAAGACAGAGUUUAUUGAAGGACAGUGAGAAGAUGAGUGAUCCAGAACCCUGCAGAAUUAAACAGGAAGAGACUGAAGAACUAAUAGAUGUGAUGGUGAAGGAGGAGAGUGAAGAACUGAGUGAAGAUGAGGAGAAACAUCAUGUCAAAACUGAAACCAAAACUGAAUCAAAGACUGAACACAGUGUUUUCAUGGAAAGAACGGCUGUGAAAGGUUUGACCUGCACUGAAUGCGGAAAGAGUUUAAGCUCUCAAUUUGAUCUCAAGCAUCACAUGAUGAUCCACGCUGGAGAGAAACCACACAAAUGUGAUCAGUGCAGCAAAACAUUUUUGAGGCCUUCAGAGCUGAAGAGACAUCUUGGCGUUCAUUCAACGGAGAGGCCUUAUUCAUGCCCUGAGUGUGGAAAGAGUUUUAGACGACGGACCGAUUUAUCACUACACAAGAAAAUCCACACAGCAGUGAGAGAGUUUGUGUGCUCUGAGUGUAAGAAGACGUUUACUAGACCUGAAUACUUGAAAAUACACGAGAGCAUUCACACUGGAGAGAAACCUUUUGAGUGUUCACACUGCAACAAGAGAUUCCGACUGGCUGGGAUCCUUAAAUAUCACAAAAUGAUUCACACUGGAGAGAAACCGUUCACAUGUACUCAGUGUGGGAAAGGUUUCACACAAGUAUCAAACCUUAAUGAACACAUGAUGCUCCACACUGGAGAGAGACCACACAAAUGCGAUCACUGCGGUAAAACGUUUUCGAGGCCUGCAGACCUGAAGAGACAUCUUAUAGGUCAUACAAAGGAGAAGCCUUAUUCAUGUUCUGAGUGUGGGAAGAGUUUUGCACAGAAGUCACAUUUAAAAGGCCAUCAGAAGAUCCACACUGGCGUGAGAGAGUUUGUCUGCUCUGACUGUGGGAAGAGCUUUAUGAAAGCUACAGACUUGAGACGACACCAGCUGAUUCACACUGGAGAGAAGCCGUACGUGUGUUCACACUGCAACAAAGCAUUCAGAGAUUCAGGAUACCUGAAAGCACAUGAGAGGAUUCACACUGGAGAGAAACCGUUCACUUGUACUCAGUGUGGGAGGAGUUUCACACGAUCUUCCACUCUUUCUGAACACAUACUGACGCACACUGGAGAGAGAAAACACAAAUGCGAUCACUGCAGCAAAGUAUUUUUGAGAAUUUCAGAGCUGAAGAGACAUCUUAGACUUCAUACACAGGUGAAGCCUUAUUCAUGAUCAUUAAGAGAGAGUUUUACACCUCAACGAAAUGAAAACUCUUUAUAUUAACACCAGAUUUCUCAGUUAAACAGCCCCUGUUGUGCAUUAUAAAAGGUAAAAGUUUGGUUUUGGGGUCUCCAACAACAGGCUGAUGUGAAUUCAUGUUCAAAGAACACUGUCAUUGUCUUAUAAUAUGCAUUUAUUUUUAUCUAAUGAUCCCAACGACUCCCAUUUGAUUUUAAGCGUUCAGUGAGAAACUGAAACGAAACUCACACCGCGGCUUAUUAAGAGUGACAGCGCUCAUGAUUGGUGUGUGGGGUAUUACAGGUCUGCAUUUAAACUGAGUGUAGAAAGGUUCUUUGUUGUGGGAAGAAGAAGACAUGGUCGGCGAUAAGAUAAGAGAAAAUUAUUCUUUAUUUUGAGUGUCCGAUAGCACAAGGUUUAAAAGUGCGUGCAGUGGCUCGGCUCGCUCUCUCUCGACUGGUCUCUCCAGCUCUCUUAAGGCAGUGGCUGCGUCCAAAACCGCAUACUUCCAUACUUAUAUAGUACGCUAAAAUCAGUAUAGCUGCGUCCCAAAUGGCACACUAUGCACUCAUGCACUAUGUACUUAC
Molecule: messenger RNA, 2540 nt
Organism: Danio rerio (zebrafish)
Lineage: Eukaryota; Metazoa; Chordata; Actinopteri; Cypriniformes; Danionidae
Source: RefSeq, a predicted model, not a curated record